Molecule: messenger RNA, 2387 nt
Organism: Pteronotus mesoamericanus
Lineage: Eukaryota; Metazoa; Chordata; Mammalia; Chiroptera; Mormoopidae
Gene: LRP3
Product: LDL receptor related protein 3
Exons: 7
Coding region: 1-2346 (781 amino acids)
Cellular component (GO): plasma membrane
Molecular function (GO): protein binding
Source: RefSeq, a predicted model, not a curated record
AUGGAGCAGCGGGCGGCCGCGGGGCCGGAGGGGGCGCCGGGCGCCCGGGCGCAGCUGGCCGUCGUCUGCUUGGUGAACAUCGUUCUCACUGGCCGGUUCAGCAGCGCAGUUCCUGCUUUAGGUGAGGCCAGCACUUCUCCGCCUCCUCUCCUGACAGCUGCUUGCAGUGGGAAACUGGAGCAGCACACGGAACGGCGUGGCGUCAUCUAUAGUCCGGCCUGGCCCCUCAACUACCCGCCGGGCACCAACUGCAGCUGGUACAUCCAGGGCGACCAUGGGGACAUGAUCACCAUCAGCUUCCGCAACUUUGAUGUGGAGGAGUCCCAUCAGUGCUCCCUGGACUGGCUCAUGCUGGGCCCGGCAGCCCCGCCUCACCAGGAGGCCUUCCGGCUCUGCGGCUCUGCCAUCCCACCUGCGUUCAUCUCUGCCCGGGACCACGUCUGGAUCUUCUUCCACUCCGAUGCCUCCAGCUCCGGCCAGGCCCAGGGCUUCCGUCUCUCAUACAUCCGAGGGAAGCUGGGCCAGGUGUCCUGCCAGGCAGAUGAGUUCCGCUGUGACAACGGCAAGUGCCUGCCGGGCCCGUGGCAGUGCAACGCAGUGGAUGAGUGUGGCGAUGGCUCUGACGAGGGCAACUGCUCAGCACCUGCCUCUGAGCCACCUGGCAGCCUGUGCCCUGGGGGCACCUUCCCCUGCAGCGGAGCGCGCUCCACGCGCUGCCUGCCCGUAGAGCGGCGCUGUGACGGCACGCAGGACUGUGGCGAUGGCUCCGAUGAGGCUGGCUGCCCUGACCUGGCAUGUGGCCGGCGGCUGGGCAGCUUCUAUGGCUCCUUUGCCUCCCCAGACCUGUUUGGUGCAGCCCGAGGACCCUCGGACCUUCACUGCACGUGGCUGGUGGACACGCAAGACCCACGACGUGUGCUGCUGCAGCUGGAGCUGCGGCUGGGUUAUGAUGACUAUGUGCAGGUGUAUGAGGGGCUGGGUGAGCGUGGGGACCGCCUGCUGCAGACGCUGUCCUAUCGCAGCAACCACCGGCCUGUGAGCCUUGAGGCUGCCCAGGGCCGCCUCACUGUGGCCUACCAUGCUCGCGCCCGCAGCGCUGGCCAUGGCUUCAACGCCACCUACCAGGUGAAGGGCUACUGCCUCCCAUGGGAACAGCCGUGUGGGAGCAGCAUUGAGGGUGACACGCGUGACACAGGCGAGCAGGGCUGCUACUCGGAGCCACAGCGCUGUGAUGGCUUGUGGCACUGUGCCAGCGGCCGAGAUGAGCAGGGCUGCCCCGCCUGCCCGCCCAACCAGUACCCCUGCGAGGGGGGCAGCGGCCUGUGCUACACGUCUGCCGACCGCUGCAACAACCAGAAAAGCUGCCCUGAUGGCGCCGAUGAGAAAAACUGUUUCUCCUGCCAGCCUGGCACCUUCCACUGUGGCACCAACCUGUGCAUCUUUGAGACGUGGCGCUGCGAUGGCCAGGAGGACUGCCAGGACGGCAGUGAUGAGCAUGGCUGCCUGGCGGCCGUGCCCCGGAAGGUCAUCACCGCCGCCCUCAUUGGCAGCCUGGUCUGCGGCCUGCUGCUUGUCAUUGCCUUGGGCUGUGCCUUCAAGCUCUACUCCCUGCGCACACAGGAGUACAGGGCCUUUGAGACCCAGAUGACACGCCUGGAGGCUGAGUUUGUGCGGCGGGAGGCACCCCCGUCUUAUGGGCAGCUCAUUGCACAGGGCCUCAUCCCACCUGUGGAGGACUUUCCUGUCUACAGUGCAUCCCAGGCCUCCGUGCUACAGAACCUUCGCACGGCCAUGCGGCGACAGAUGCGCCGGCACGCCUCCCGCCGAGGACCCUCCCGCCGCCGGCUGGGUCGUCUGUGGAAUCGACUCUUUCACCGGCCGCGGGCACCGCGGGGACAGAUCCCAUUGCUGACCGCUGCGCGCACCUCACAGACGGUGCUGGGUGAUGGGCUCCUCCAGCCUGCGCGGGGGGCCGCCCUGGACCCCCCGGAACCCCUUACGGACACAGGCAGCCCUGGGGCAGCUGGUGAUGAGUCUCCCACUGCCCACGGCCAUGCACCAGAGGUGGGACCUUCCGUGCUGCCCCCCUCGGGCCUGCGGGACCCAGAGUACAGGCCAGUGGACAAGGACAGAAAGGCCUGCAGGGACUCUCUGGUGGACAGCCCAGCUCCUGUGGACAUGCCUCGGGAGGCCCAUUCGGCCCAGGACCUUCACCCCCCAGCCCCCACUGCCAGCAGCACCCUAGGCCCCCACCCACCAGAGCCGUUGGGUGUCUGCAGGAGCCCCCCACCCCCCUGCUCCCCAACGUUGGAGGCCAGUGAUGAUGAGGCCCUGCUGGUCUGCUGACCCACUGGAGGCGCUGGUGACUGCCACAGCCCCGCUUUGUA